Molecule: messenger RNA, 9025 nt
Organism: Mugil cephalus (flathead mullet)
Lineage: Eukaryota; Metazoa; Chordata; Actinopteri; Mugiliformes; Mugilidae
Gene: shroom3
Product: shroom family member 3
Exons: 25
Coding region: 788-6394 (1868 amino acids)
Biological process (GO): actin filament organization
Cellular component (GO): apical plasma membrane; cortical actin cytoskeleton; adherens junction
Molecular function (GO): actin filament binding
Source: RefSeq, a predicted model, not a curated record
AUUUUUUCAUCCUCCCUUUCAUUAUCUGUCACUAUUUCCCCUCUUUCUGCCAUCUCUUUAUCAGUACUUACAUUGCUUCAUUCCUCAGUAUCUCCACCCUAACGAUCCAACCCAACUUAUCUCCCUCCAUCCUCCCUCCCUUUCUUGCCACUCAUUCUGUCUCGCUAUUUCUCAGCCUUCCUCCCCCUUUUCAUCCCUCCUCUAUCUCUCUCUCGCUCCCUCUCUCCUUAGACUCCCGGUGUCUCUCACUCACGCGCCACAUCAACAGCUAACGUUCAGUCCGAGCUUUGCCGAGGAUGUUUACUUCAUGCUUUUAUCGUACGGUGGCCUAAUGAUGCUUAAUUGCUUCAUUUGCUUAACGAGCUGGGGAUCGGGGGCCAGUGCUGCACGACUCAAUCCAACCUGCCAGCCUCGUCCUGGAGCUGCAACAAAGAGAGAGAUCUGAGGGUGGCAAAGGCAAGAUUGGUAGACGUGGGACUAUUUUACUGAUGGAAAAGAGGAGUGGAUAAACGUAAGAAAAAGGCUGGUUUCAACAGUUGCAUCGCGUUUGUGUUUAAUAUGGGACAAUCCGCUUUGAAAGUUUUUCUAAGUAUGUAAGCUACAAGUUAGGUGGACCAUUGUUGACUUAGUGGAAGUUAGGAACAAGACAAAGGAGCCAGAGGAACGAGGAGUAAAGUGUGGGGAAUGGAACUUGGCGUGACUCUCUAAAAGUAGAAAAUAUUAGAAAAUAGGACAAGGGCUAAGUAGAAAGAAGAGGCUUCAAUCAAGUGGAGUCUAAAUAAAAGUCAUGGAGCUAUUGGAAGUGUUCUACCGCAGGAAGCUAAGGAAGAAGCAAAAGAAAACAGAGCUGGGACGGUCUGAAGGAGCUCUGUGUCGGUCACCGUCUGAGGCCAGCGUCAACAGCCUGGCAACCGGCCUCAUCUCCAAAGUCCUCAGGUUCACCUCCAGACGAAGUGAGCCGGCGUCUCGUCCUCAUUCGUGGCAUUCGACGAAGCUCGGUGAUGGUCAGCAGGAGCAGGACCCGGGAGCGAUGGACACCUUGAGCAGCUCCUGGCACCACAACUACCAUGCAAGUGCCUCAACCACCGACCUGUCCGGUGGGUUUGACUCUGGCGGGGGCUACCUGAGGAAAAGUCCUGACCAGUACAGCUCUAGGGGCAGCAUGGAGAGCCUGGACCAUCCCCAGUCCUCCCAUCUCCACUCCGGAGCCCAGCACCAGCUCACACUGGGCCACCAUGGCCACGGUGGAUCCUACCCAGCCUAUUCCUCUUGCCAUCAGCUGUCCUCUGCCAGGUCCUCCAACAGCAUUGACCACCUGCACAGCAAGCGGGACUCUGCCUACUCCUCCUUUUCCACCAACUCCAGUAUCCCAGAGUACCUUGCUUCCACCCCUUCAUUUAGCCCUGAGCGUUCCUAUUCUCUGGAGACUGUCUCUCAGAGAGGAGGAGGAAGUGGAGAUAUGCAGCAGGCUGACAUGCGUUAUGUCCGGACAGUUUAUGACGGCCAGCAGGGCCACUCUCAAGAACAUGAGCUGAGCUCCACGUCUGCCGCUCUGCUCCGCAACAGUGACCCCAGCGGCGGGGCGAGGCUUGGGUUAAACCGAGAUCUCCAAGGUUCAGUGGGCGGGGUCUGUUACCGUGGUAGCAGCAGUGGCAGCAGCAACAGUAGUGGCAGCAGCAGCAGCAGCAUACCACCUUCAAACAGACACAGUGUGGGGCUGAUAUGGGGCCCAGCAGCCAGCCGCAGCUCCUACGAGAACCUGAAGGGGGCACCUGCCCCUCCGAGGCGCAGUGACAGUUACGCCGCCAUCAGGAGCCACGAGAGACCAAACUCAUGGUCCAGUCUGGAGAAUGCUCGCUCACUAAGGUCUCUGCAGAAAGGUUCCAGGCAUCACUCCAGUGGCCCUGUCUCAUCAGGUACAGCUAAAGGCUCAUAUGGCUUAGAGGGUCAGUUGCACACAGUAAUAGAGAAGAGUCCAGAGAGCAGUCCCACCACAAAACCCAGACAGGGUGGAGGCUAUCCUCAGCCCCCUUCGCCUUCUAGACCCUCCUCUGGACCUCCAGGCCCCACCUCCCUGCCUAGUCGGCUCAUUCUUCCCACAGGCAUGUACCCUGUUCCCCAGCCUGAGCCCCACUAUGCACAGAUGCCCAGCUCCAGCUCUGGCCCAGGUUCCUCUGGAGUCUACCCCGCCCUGGCUAAGGAGAGCAGCCGACAGCAGUAUGUCAGCAGAAGGGAUGAAAGGGCGACAGAGGGACAGAGGGAUGGAAGGAUGUCAGCUACUGAAAAUGGAUACCAAAAUAACACUUCACCGUACCUCCACCCGUCUUAUUCCACAUCUGGCUCUACGCAGCUCAGAACCCCAGCACACGAAACUGACAGGCACCAACAGGAGUGUGGAAGCUACAGUAGACCACACAUAAAAACUACUGGAGGGGGUUCAGAGGGCCAGGUAGGGGCCCAAAGACAACAAAACCACCAGGAACUAUGUGGUCAGAGCUUCCAAGGGUCCCAUAUUCAUACAAGCCAAGGACCCCACAGCCAUGAGCACCAGGAACCUCAUCAGGAUUUACACCUUCUCCACAUCCACUCGGCCCCUGACCUAUCCUCACAAGGAAGAAGUGACCCAUACUCAACAGUCCAGUCCAGGGGAGAGAGGAGCAGAUCAGUGGACCAGACCAGCCUUCAUUCAGAGCCAUUCACCUCUUCUAGGCAGGCCCAAGGACAGGUGCCAUCUAGCCACGCACCUGUUCAGCCUUAUGCUCCAGCCACCUCCACCUCACAACCUUCACCCCGUCACCUCAGUGAUUCAGCAGUUCUCCACUACCAGGACUUGAACCACAGAGAACAGGACAAAGACAAAGAACACCCACUGACUCGCCUGGAGAACGCCCUUGCCGAGGUCCAGCGAUGCGCCAGCCCUGACAGUGCUGUCCCAGGUAGUAGCCAUGGCAACAGUGGCACUAAUGAUGGCACCCAAGGGCCUUCCCGAAGCCUCUCUGUUUUGGAGAAAGUCAAUCGUUUCGAGCGUCGAGAUGGUGCCGGGAAGCAGCGCAGUCACAGCAGCACUUUACACAACAAAGCCAACCAUCUACGGAUGACUGACAAAGGCCGCAGCACCCCUUGUGGAACUGAAGACCUCAGAAACAUGCUGGAGAGAAGCUCCAAGGGCAUCAAACCUCAAAGAACUAUGAGUUACAGAGGCGGCUUCAGUGACCUCAUAAAAUACAGGGUCCCAGCAGAUCCAGCGUCAGCCCUCCAGAGGAGCCUCAGCAGUUUCCAAGUGGAUGGAUCGAAGAAAGGAGAUAGCGGGAAGGAGAUUACCUGGAGACAGGAUGUCCAAGAGAUGCUGGGCCCCAUACAGGACACAACCUCCAAUAGAUCUUACAGGGACUCCUUGAAAGAUGCUCAGUCUAAGGUCCUGCGGUCCACCUCUUUCAGACGGAGAGACCUCAGUUCCUCAACCAGCUCUGCGUCUCCUACUGUGUCCCCCUCCACUAGUCUUCAGUAUCCACCUGUUCCUGCCAAGUACCACUCCCUGGAGAAGAAAGGUCCCAAAACUAUGCCCAAACCACAAGGUAUAGUCAUCACUCCACAGUCACAACCAGGGGUCACCUCCCGUCACACCCCAAAGGAGAGGCACGUGAUCAGCCCUGAUGUUCGAGGCCCGAGCCCACCAGCGCUCCCCAGCAUCCCACCAGUAGGAGCUCCUGCUGUGGUGCGUAUCUGUGGCCGUAAGCGUCUGACAGCUGAACAGAAGAUGCGCUCGUACUCGGAGCCUGAGAACUUGAAUGAAGUUGGGAUUUCCGAUCCAGAGACUGCUGCCCUCUUCCGACGUGGAGGAGAAACCAGUGUGGCCGACCGGCGGAAGAUGUUUGAACGCGCGGCAAGUCGUGUUGGAGGCGGAGCUCCACAGCCCGCCACGUCGAGGCCCGAUCUACGCCAAUUCCAGCAAGACGCUCUGGUCGAAUAUGUGGAGAGGAAGAGAAAUGUGAAGAGAGACGAGGGAGGACAGAAGGCCAUGUCGAGGCCUCACAGUGCUUAUCUACAACCUGAAAACUACAACAGUGCAGUCUCCUCGUGUUACUCAGACACCCUCAGCCUCUCCUCCACCUCCAGCCUUCUCUCCCUUCAGGACUGUGGCCCAGAUCGAAGCUUCUCCGCUGGGGAGAUGCGCCACUGUUCAACUCUCCCUCCUGGAGCAGACCUGCGGAGCCUCCAGUCUAACCUCUUCUACCCAGGCAGGGUGACCACACCAAGGCCUCCAGCGCAACCACUACCCAGCACUCCUCCUGGCUCCGCAUCUGAACCUCGGGGCCACAUCCCCCAUGAUCACGCCUCUGAAGCAGGAAUCAGCGGACACUCUUUUGGCAGAGACACAAGCCAGGGCCAUGAGCAGCAGGCUGCAGAGGCUCAAGUCAACAUGGGACUGUCUAACAAGCUGAACUGGGCUCUGGAGAGGGCCGGGUCAGGUCGGAGCUCUGGGAAGUCCGCCUCAGCUGAGGAUCUCCUGGAGAGACUGGAGGAGAGAAAAACCUCUCCUCAGCACUGCCGCUCCCGCUCCUCGCCCACCAAGAGUCUGAACCAGGACUUCCCUCAAGAUGAUGUCAAGAUGUUUGGCGUCUUCAUCUCUGAAUCUGGACACUACGCUCUGGCUGCUGACAGACCGGCACACAUCUAUGGUUCAGAGAGCGUUGCCUCUCCUCAGCCAUCCCAAAAUAGUGUGAACACCUUCCAGUCUGCAGGAGCUGCUCAAUACCCAGUCUCCUCCCACACUCCCGUCGCCCGUAGGGAGCGACAGAGGAACGCCGACCGCCAGCGUGCCCACAGCACCUCCACCUUGGCGGCCUCUGUUGGCUUACCUUGCCCCUUCUCCCCUGCUGGGACUCGAGACGUAAGCACCACUGAGUGGCAAGCCGGUGAGAGGCUGAGCCAGGCCAACCUUGAUGCCAUCACCUUCCCAAGCAUCCCGCAAACCAGUGCCAGUGAUGCUGAGAGUGAAGGCGCUGCUGUUCCCAGUGAAACCCUGGUUGCAGCCUCACCCAACCAAAGGAACAGCAGGAGUAGCAUAUCUCCUCCAUCAUCCUCGCAUUCAUCCGUCCACCAGUACCUGCCCUCGCCACGAAUCUCUGAGUCUAGCCAGCAGCAACCACUAGAAACGUUCACGGGUGCAUCACAGGAGGACUUUUACAGGGACUUUUCCUCUCCUCUUCCUCCUCCUCCUCCACCUCCCCCUCUACCUAUCAAAGAGACAAUCAUCAUGGAGGACUUACCUCUUCCUCCUCCUCCACCAGAGCUGGAGCAGGAAGCUGAGCAGCAGACAGUGGAAAGCCUCCCCUCUCCCACAAAACCACAGUCCUCCACCAUCACGCCCAUCACCACACCUACUACAAAUGAGGCCCAUCUAGGUCUUGAGUACCAGCCACUGCCCAAGAGGGAAAAGACAUCCGAGGAGUGCAGAGUAGAGGCACUGGCUCGGCAAAUGGUGCUGAAAGACCCGUCUCUGGUGUCCCUCUUGGACACAUGGGGCAGUAAGUCUGCCGUACAGCUAAUGGAGGAGAUCUUUCCAAACAACAGACAACACAGAGACAGUAACGGAUCGGAUGACAGAAUCCAAGACGGCGUUUGCGAUCCUGCUCAGAGUGUAGCAACAGAUCUACGGACGGAGACCGAUCUGGAUGAGGAAGAGACAGACCUCAACACCAGAAAGGUGGAGCUGUGUGAAGCUCUGAGGAACAGCAAGGCAGCUUUACAACGGGAGAAGGAUGAACUGCGUGAAGAGCAGAAGCAUCACCAGGCGCUGGGGGCCGGCAUAGAGACACUGGUGCAGGAAUGCCUUAAACCCAACGAGAGAGACAAGUACAGCAUGUUCAUUGGAGAUCUAGAGAAGAUUGUGAACCUGCUGCUGUCUCUGUGCAGCCGGCUGGCGAGGAUCGACAGAGCUCUGCUCGUCCUGGAGACAGACCAGCUGUCACCGGAGGAUGCAGCAGAGGAAAGGGACUCCCUUCAUCACAAACGCUCCCUGCUCCUCCGUCAAACUGAAGAUGCCCAGGAACUGAAGGAGAACUUGGACCGUCGUCAGCGUGUGGUCCACGGCAUCCUGUCGGGCUACCUCACAGAACCACAGCUCCAAGAUUACCGCCUCUUUGUGAGCGCUAAACCCUCCCUUUUAAUUCGCCAGCGGCACCUGGAUGACCUCAUCCGGCAGGCGCAGGAUCAGCUGACUCGGCUGGCGGAGAGCCUGCCGCCAGAGCUGGCAAAGGCUCACGGUUUGUCGACGCCUUGUCAGUUCUCUAACCCCGCGCCCUGCUCUUCUUCGUUUUCACCGCUGCUUCCACCUUCUGUGAUUCCGGGCCCUGCUCACGCAGUCAGGCCCACCACUGUGACGUCACUGUGAUGUCAUGGGCAGGCCGCUGCUACAGGUGACAAUGAAAGACAUGGAGAACUCAGAAAAACUCAAGUUAUGUUCUACCGGAGAGUUAUAUGAAGGAGGAACGGGCCUGAAACAGGCUCUGCACACACUGAACCAACUAUGCAGACUUCAGGCAUGAAGAAUAAAACUCCACAUGUGCCUCAUUUUGUUGCAUUAGACCUCAACACCAGCAACCAACUCUGUGUGGACUAAAGCCAACUGCUGCCAGCUAAUUAUUCUGAUUAUACUCUGCUCUGGACAAUUGUAUUAACUGCCACCAAGCGUUUUUAGCGUUUCCAAGAAAGUUUAUAUUUGAAUGCUUCAGUGGACAUAUGCAGUGUCACAAGUCAUUUUCUGUAUUUUUUGCAACUCUCAAACACACUGGAACUGUUCUUUAACAACACUGAAGAUGCUUUCGGGAACCUCAGACAUUCACCAUUCCUCCAGGAAGUCUUUAUAUGUCAUGGUUAGAUGAAGUGAGAAGACGCAAUGUCUCCCAAAGAGAAAAUACCAUCAUCUGUAGAGUUUCCUGAUGUUGUCCACCUUUUCGGAAACUUUCACAAAGCCUGCUCAGCACUCGCACAUGUACAGUCAAUUUGCAUGAAUCAAUUAACAGCAAAAAUGGAGGGACUAAAGGUUCUUUUUUCACCGUAAACACUAAAAGCACAGGAUCCUAAUGGGGGCAAACUGCUUCUAGAAAAACUGUAAUUAUCACUGUCAUGUCAUACUGUAACACGACUACUGCCAUUAUUAUAUGUAUGCCUGGAGCUUGUAGCACUUUGUAGCAGUCUGACUGUCGUUAGCAGCAGGCUUUACACUGAAUGAUGAGAACUUUGUUUUCCACUUUUGCCUCUUUAAAAGCUUCCUGUGAAGAAACAUUUGACGCCUAAAAACUAAAUGUUCCAGAUCCAAAGAUGUUCACUGGAUGAAAAGUUUGCCGCCGUUAACUUGGUUUAGUUUAAUGUUUUUUUUUUUCUAUGACACUUUUUGUUUUGCAUUCAACUGGGGACGCAACUGCAAAACGUACUUUUAUAUCUGAUUAUUCUUUUCUUUUUAUUUUUUUAAUAAUUAUCUGGUCAGACGUUAACUACAACACGUGAAAAAUUCAUCAAACCCAAAGAUAUUUAAGGUAGAAUGAAGCAAUUUUUUUUACACAUAAGAGGCUGGAGUUAGAACGGUUUCAAAUUUAGAAAUAAUUCAAACAAUUAAUCAGGCAUCAUAUUUGCAGAUAGGCAUGUCAAACGUUUCGUUUGCACUCAUUUGUUCCUUGUUCCAGCAUACCUACAGUACAACUCCCAGAUAACUAGAAGCCUCUCUUGAUUUUUUUUUUUUUUUUAUCAUUGCACCUUUUAAAUUGAUUUUAAAUCCUAAUUCUUUUGUAAAUGUGUCAAAUAAACUAUAUUAAGUUUUGUACCCAGUUGAGAAUAUUGACCAGGUUUCCUUGAUUUCCAGUUUAAACUACCAGCUAAGAAUGAUGAAUUGGAGUUGACGAAAAGUGUUCUUAUUAUAUUUAUUUCUGGAAAAAUAAUAUAAAAUUUUUCAGAUUUUUUGUUAAAGUUGCGUAAAGUUGCGAUUCCUGUGAUGACUUGAGGAGGUGAAGCCUAAAACACGUUUGGUGUGCUGCAGUCAUUUAGUAUACUGGUAAUUUUAAUUGCACAUCAAUAAAAUAGACUGACUUGAAAGAAAUAUGGAAAAAAAUAUAUGAAAUUGAUUCAGCAGGGGACAAAAACUGCUAUUGUCGAAUCAUACAUUUCCCAUGAUGCAAUCACUUUUUACACAUUCUUUGCCUGGUAACCACCUAAUGUCAGAACAGAAAAAAACUUUCAGAAAGACAUAGUACAGCUUUUCACAUGCUACCAGAGGCCUACCAGUCGUCAUUUAAGGAAUUAGUGUCACUGACAACAGUGUCUCUUAUCAGUGUUUCAUAUCUGAUCUCAGGCAAGUAAACAUGAAGUACAUGUGAAAACAAAAGAAACCCCUUACUUGUAGAGAAGACGUCAACAUUACAAUAACAGCACUAAGUGAGAUACACAUUUAACAUAUUAGCCAUGCACAUGUGCAUGGCUUAAUUUCAUGCAUGAAAUAUCAUUUUUCAUUAUCACAAUUUUUUAUUUUUUUUGGCACUUUCACCUUGUUUUGAUAAUACACUGUUCUCUUUGGGCUCCUGUAGGCAUUCUGUUAGCUAGUGAAGGAUCUGGUGCCAUUUGGCUUGCCUGCAGUUCAGAUGAUCCGGACUCCAAAUAGUCAGAAUGCAACUGUCAAUUAACAACAUCGACAGUAGUGACAGGUGAAGGGUUUUCACUCCAGAUGGUUUCAUUCUACACCUACAUGUUUCGGUUGAAGAGCGCCUUCUAAAUAUUCUCAGUUUGUCAUAUUCUUCAAACAGUACAGCACCCGAUCUUCCAUACGGUGUCAUUAAUAACCCCUACUCCACUGGUGUUCCUUGUUUCUUUCAUUCUUGUUAUUUUUCAGAGGCACAACAGAAUAUGUCAAGACACUUUUUUUUUGGUUUAUUGUUGAAUGAAAUUCAGUGUUCAUUUCAUGAAAGCACCAAGAACAAUUAGGACAACUAUUUCUGAUUUUUUGUUUUGCAAAAUAAAUGUAUUUUGUAAAUAC